CAUCCACCAUAGCUUGGAGGAGUAGCAAGAGAGAUGGAGGAUUCAGUUCCAGUUUUUACAACCUCUGAUUCUGUUGUGCAGGAAAACAAUAUUCAGUAUUCCGAGGAAAUGAUAGAAAAUGGUCUGCGAAGAUUUGGAUGGUCGGGGAUGAUUCAAUGCAUCCUUGUCUCCAUCGCUAUGUACUUCGAUGCACAGCAAUCCUUCAUCGCCAUCUACUCUGACGAGUACCCCACUUGGCACUGCGCAGAUCCCACAACAUGCACAUCACAUUCCGAUCUCUGCAAGCUUCCAAAGUCAUCAUGGGCGUGGGAUGGACCCUCUUCUAAGACAAUCAUAUCACAGUUUGGCCUUGAAUGCGCCAGCAGCUUCAUCACAGGUUUACCCCAAUCCUCCUUCUUCCUAGGUUGCCUUCUUGGUUCCUUUGUUCUUGCCACCUUGGCUGACACAUCUCUAGGAAGAAAGAACCUCCUUGUUCUCUCCUGUUUCUUUAUGUCCUUAGCUUCUGCUACCACUGUCUUCUCAACCAAUGUUUGGACCUACUCCUGUUUUAAGUUCAUCAUUGGCUUUUGGCGUUCUUCCAUUGCAACGUGUGUUCUAGUGUUACUAACGGAGAAAGUGAGCACAGAGUGGAGGUUUACUGUGGGUGUUCUUGAAUAUUUUUUCUUCACUUUGGGGUGUAUGACCUUGCCUGGAAUAGCUUACUUGAACAGAAAUUCCUCAUGGAAAUUUCUUUAUGUGUGGACGUCCGUUCCUCCUUUUUGUUAUUCUGUAAUUGCUUACCUCUUUGUUGCGGAGUCUCCGAGGUGGCUUCUCAUGCAAGGUCGAGAGCAAGAAGCCAUGGCAAUGCUUACAGGAAUUUCUUAUUCUGCAGUAGAAAAUGGCUCUAAUAAUCUAACUGCAGGCCUACUAAGAGUUCCUGCUGUUAAACGAAAGUCAAUUUUGGAACUGUACUCAUCAAUAGCAGAGUUGUUUGAGAGAAGUUGGGUUGGCAAACGGGUGGUGGCAACGGUGGUACUUGGUUUUGGGAUUGGCAUGGUGUAUUUUGGCAUGCCUUUGGCCGUGGGGAACUUAGGAUUCAACAUUUACUGGGGUGUUGUGCUCAAUGCCUUCAUGGAAAUACCCUCUUGUGUGGCCACAUACUUCUUGGGAAACUGCAGAAGAAAGCCAUCGAUUCUUGCAUUCUCGGUAGCAAGUGGGAUAUGCUGCAUAUUGUGUGCAGUGGUUAGUGAUGGGAUCAAAGUGGCCAAGGUGGGGAUAUCAUUGGUUGCAUUUUUCUGUGAUGCCACUGCGUAUAAUGUGUUUCUCAUUUACGUCGUAGAGGUGUUUCCGACGAGUGUACGGAACACCACGACCUCAUUGGUGAGGCAAGCUGCUGUGUUUGGUAACAUAUUCAGUCCAUUUCUUAUAUCUGCGGGAAGGAAGAAUGAAAUUUUCUCUUAUGGCGUGUUUGGAGUAGUUAUAAUGUCAACCUGUUUGACUUUGGUCUGUUUGCCUGAAACCAAAGGAAUAGCUCUUUCUGAUACCAUUGACCAGCAAGAGAAAAAGGACAACAUAUCUGUAUAA
Messenger RNA from Vigna radiata var. radiata (mung bean), 1563 nucleotides. RefSeq names its product organic cation/carnitine transporter 3-like. Gene Ontology annotation, cellular component: membrane. The transcript has a single exon. NCBI's taxonomy places the organism in Eukaryota, Viridiplantae, Streptophyta, Magnoliopsida, Fabales, Fabaceae. Gene Ontology annotation, biological process: transmembrane transport. Gene Ontology annotation, molecular function: transmembrane transporter activity. The coding region runs from base 34 to 1563 and encodes 509 amino acids. The record is from RefSeq and is a predicted model, not a curated record.